Molecule: messenger RNA, 1589 nt
Organism: Leptinotarsa decemlineata (Colorado potato beetle)
Lineage: Eukaryota; Metazoa; Arthropoda; Insecta; Coleoptera; Chrysomelidae
Gene: Ald1
Product: fructose-bisphosphate aldolase
Biological process (GO): glycolytic process
Molecular function (GO): fructose-bisphosphate aldolase activity
Source: RefSeq, a predicted model, not a curated record
UUUCAACUACUAAAUUUCAUCACUCUCUCUACUAACACACUAUUGAAACAGAGAAAGAGAGUGGCACGUCCGCCAGUGUUGACAAAAAAGAAUUUAACCACUUUGACUCGUUUGACCUCAAAACGUCCUUCGUGAAAUCGAACAGAGCAGAAAGUCACGGCGAGGCAGUGAGCAACCCUCAACAGAGAUCUUGAACAAAAUUAUUGCAGUUUCUCGAACAUUGUUUACCAUCAAUAAGCAACAUGACCACUCACUGGAACUACCCCGAACCAGCUCUUCAAGAUGAGCUCAGGAAAAUCGCCAACGCCAUCGUAGCAAAUGGAAAGGGUAUCCUUGCUGCCGAUGAGUCCGUUUCCACCAUGGGCAAACGCCUUGCCGACAUCGGAUUGGAAAAUACAGAAGAAAAUCGUCGUAAAUACAGACAACUUCUGUUCACAACAUGCCCAACAAUUGGAGACUAUAUCUCUGGAGUCAUCCUCUUCCACGAAACUCUAUACCAAAAGGCUGAUGAUGGUACUCCAUUCCCAGAACUCCUGAAACAAAGAGGCAUCAUUCCCGGAAUCAAAGUAGACACCGGUGUGGUUCCUCUUUUUGGCACCAACGAUGAGUGUACCACUCAAGGUCUGGAUGAUUUAGCCAAGCGAUGCGCUCAAUACAAAAAAGAUGGCUGUCACUUCGCCAAGUGGCGUUGUGUGUUGAAAAUCAACGAACACACUCCGUCCUUGACUGCUCUGAUUGAAAAUGCUAACGUAUUGGCCCGUUACGCUUCCAUCUGCCAAGCCAAUCGCAUCGUGCCAAUUGUUGAACCGGAAAUUUUACCCGAUGGCGCCCACAACCUUGAGCGCUGCCAGAAAGUUACAGAAACCGUUUUGGCUUUCGUAUACAAGGCUUUGGCUGAUCACAAUGUCUACUUGGAAGGAACUCUCUUGAAACCAAACAUGGUCACCGCUGGACAGUCCUCUCCUGUUAAAGCUUCCCCCGCUGAAGUGGCAAUCGCCACCGUGACUGCUUUGCAGCGAACCGUUCCUGCUGCAGUACCCGGAAUAACUUUCUUGUCUGGUGGACAGUCUGAGGAGGAAGCUAGCGUCAACCUGGAUGCCAUGAACAAAUACCAAGGAAAGAGACCUUGGGCUUUAACUUUCAGUUAUGGCCGUGCUCUCCAAGCAUCUGUACUUCGCGCAUGGGCAGGAAAAGAUGAAAACGUCAAAGCUGGCCAAGAUGAAUUGUUGAAACGUGCUAAGGCUAACAGUGAUGCAUCCAUGGGUAAAUACGUUGCCGGUAGUGUAGAAGGAAAAGCUGGAGAUACCGGUCUGUUUGUACAGAACCACGCUUAUUAGAAACCUACCCUAUAUAACUUAAGGGUCUCGUGCAAAUUUGUUGGUGUUUGUUAAGUCGGAAAAUCACUCAGGAAAUCGAAGAAACAAUAUUUAUUUUAUGGUUUUCACAGAAAUUUUAUUGAAUGCAGAAAAUAUAUUACUGUAUAUCUACCUUUUUGUUACUUCAUAUAUAUCUCUAGAAUGUUUGGCUUGUAUAUCAAGUUGUUGUGGAUGUUAGAACUGAAAAUUUACAAUAAAUGUAAAGACAUUGUU